Messenger RNA from Diprion similis, 4371 nucleotides. RefSeq lists its product as uncharacterized. Bases 225 to 4313 code for a protein of 1362 amino acids. The record is from RefSeq and is a predicted model, not a curated record. Lineage: Eukaryota; Metazoa; Arthropoda; Insecta; Hymenoptera; Diprionidae. The transcript is spliced from 19 exons.
UCGUGUUGGACGUGCCCCAUCUUGGCGCCUUAGAGCCUUCAGGCCAAUUUUUUAUUGCUCAACACUCGGUGCUCAUUCUCACUCAUCACUUCCCUGCUGCACCCUUCGAGGACGACGGGAUUUCGAGGUCCUGGAAGUGUGAAAAAAGGAGGAACCGGCGAGCCGAAGAGUAUUACCCCAAGUGACAUGACCACUUGAUUUACCGUGAGCACUCAACUUUCAAAAUGAGAAAAAUCCAUGAUAUGUUCAGUAUGGUUCAAGCUAUCACGGUACUCACCAUUCUCAAGAUGCUCACCAACGCUCAAACGACCUGCAACGGUGGCGCGGGAAGAGUAGUUUACGAAAGAUUGCCCGACCAGCAAUUGCAAGGGUUUGACGACGAAGUGGUCAGAGACUCGGCGCCCCCCUUCAGGGUGCUCGAAAAGUGCCAGGAGCUUUGCCUACGGGAUAGAACAGCGACUAACAACCUUGUCCGGGCGUGCACGAGCUUCGAUUUCCAGCCAGGGAGCAGGAUCGCCUCUUUCAGCGGCGCCGCCGAGUACGAAGAGAGCACUUGCUACCUGACCAGGGAACAAGCGCUUCCCGAAGGUAUCGGGAACCUGAUGCUCGUGCCGAACAGUGUCCACUUCACGGAAGUCUGUCUGAUGUCCAAUAGGAUAGAAAGGGAAUGCCCGAAUCGUCGCUACGUCUUCGAAAGACAUCCUCGGAAGAAGCUUAAGCUACCUAUGACUGAUCUGAAGGAAGUCAGCGCGGCGAACAGGACCGAUUGUGAGGAUAGGUGUCUGAACGAGUUCAGCUUCGUCUGCCGGUCGGCGACUUACGACGCGGCAUUGAGAAGCUGCUCGUUGAGUCGUUUUACGCGAAGGACUCACCCUGAGCUGCUGGAGGACGAUCCCAACUGCGACUACCUUGAGAACACCUGUCUAAAUGCCGAACGACGCUGCGAUGGACUGGCCGUCUUCGUCAAGGAAGAGAACAAGCGGCUUCGCGGACCCUUCGAGGUCGACAUCUACACGAACCUGACCCUCGACGAGUGUCAAGGCCUCUGCCUAAGGGCUGACAAGUACUUCUGCCGCAGCGUGGAGUUCGACGACCAAACAAGACAGUGCGUGAUUUCGGAAGAGGACUCAGUGUCGCAGAAGGACGACAUCGGGAUCAGCAGCAGCCCAAGUUACCACUUCUACGACCUUGUUUGCCUGGACAACCAACGCUCGAUAGCGAGGGGCUCCGAAUACCCCGACAACAGCGUGACGUCCCACCUUUUUGCCGACGGUCGACGACCGGACACUGCCUUCCAGCGGUACCGGAACUCCCGGCUCAGCGGUGAAUUUCACUCGGAAAUAACCGGCAGGAGCCUCAGCGAGUGUCUCGACGAGUGCCUCAGACAGACCAGCUUCCAAUGUCGAAGUGCCGUCUACUCCGAGCACUUUCAUACCUGCCGUUUGAGCAGAUUCAACAAACGGGACGGGCACAGGAUCAUCUACGACGCGGACUACGAUUAUUACGAGAAUUUGAUGCAUCAAUACAUGGACGGUGACCGCGAUGUUCCCGGGUACAGACCAGACCCUGUGGGCCAGGACACGAACCAAGGAAGGCCGACUGUUGGGAGACCAGGUUACCCGGACGAAUCCGCCUACCCCUCGAACAACAAGGGAGAUAGAUACCCAAAUCGAUAUCCAGGGUGGGACAACAGGCUUCCAGACGACAGGUACCCGCCCGUUGGUGGCAGUCGGUACCCCAUUCCCGGCGACAGAUAUCCCGACGAUGGUUACCCGCUGCCGGGGGCGGGUCGACCACCCGUUUCCGACCAUAGAUAUCCAUCUGGAGGUGGUCGACUCCCGGUUCCCGGUGAUAGAUACCCGGACGACAGAUACCCGCCUGGUGGUGACCGGUACCCGACGUACGGAGGAAGGUUCCCAGUCGACAGGUAUCCCCCGACUGGGCCUAGUCGCUACCCCAUCGGUGAUCCCUUGGACCAGGGCCGAUUUCCUACGGGAGUUGGUGGCGGCCGGUAUCCCCCUGAACCGGCUGAUCGGUAUCCAACUGGUCCUGACCGCUACCCUGGAGGAGGAUACCGCUACCCAACCACCCUGGAACGGUAUCCGGAAGAUCCUCUGGAUCGAAUACCCAUCGGAUCUGGUGGCAGCAGGUAUCCUCUUGAUCGUUAUCCCGUCAGCGAUCGGUUUCCGGAACGUGAUAGAGACCGCUAUCCCGGGGGCGUAAGCGCGAACGGAAUUUACCCGAGUGGUUUCGAGGACGACAUUCGCGGUACGAAGGGAGGGUACGGAGGUCGUCCUCUCUAUGGUGGAAUCGGGAGUCGUCCUCACGGACCGUCACGACCUUUGGAUGGAUACGACAGCAGCUACGGUGGAAUCGGAAGUCGUCCUCACGGACCGUCGCGACCCUUGGAUGGGUACGACAGCAGCUAUGGUGACAACGGUAUAAUCGGUGGAGGCUACGUGGGGGAAGGUGGAGUCCAUCAAACGAGACCAUUUGGGUCGGUUGGCGGUGGUCCGAUAAUAGGCAGACCCCCAUUGAUAUCGCGGUGCGAAGACCAGGACAAUUUUCGGCAGGUCGGGCAACGCACCAGGGUGCGAAAGCCGUUCGUUCGAAGAUACACGACCGCUUCUUCCCUCGCAACUUGCGAACGAGAGUGUGCCGACGCCAGGGACUUCGUAUGUAGGUCCUUCAACUUCAGACCAUACGCUGCUCCCUAUGGCGCUGAGAGAGACAACUGCGAGCUAAGUGACAGGGAUUCCCGUGACAUGGAGAUGGGCGAUCCCGUUUACUAUGACAGGAGCUCGGACUACGAUUUUUACGAGAGAAACGGAAGACAGGGAGCCGACGACGAGUGUCUCGAUGUGAGUCAAGUUUGCAGCGAAGAGGGUAUGGAGUUCACUCUUCGAACGCCCGAGGGUUUCAUUGGACGAAUUUACACUUACGGGUACUACGACCGGUGUUUUUUCCGAGGCAACGGGGGGACCGUCAACGUCCUCAGGAUCAGCGGGGCUCAAGGAUAUCCGGAAUGCGGUACCCAGCGAUAUGGUGAUACCAUGACGAACAUAGUGGUGGUCCAGUUCUCGGACUACGUCCAGACCGGUAGGGACAAGCGUUUCAACCUCACCUGUCUCUUUCGAGGACCAGGAGAGGCUGUCGUCACAUCCGGCUACAUCGGUGCCGGUUCCCCUAGCAGUGCCGGGUCUCCGAUACCGAUAGAAUAUCUACCCGCCGAAAACACCCUGAGUUCGAGAGUCCGUUUGCUGAUCCUUUACCAGGGGAGACCAACGACUACCAUAGCCGUCGGUGAUCCUUUGACAUUCAGAUUGGAGGCUCAAGACGGGUACAACUACGUCACGGACAUCUUUGCUACCAACGUCAUAGCCCGAGAUCCUUAUUCCGGAAGAAGUGUACAAUUGAUCGAUAGAUACGGCUGCCCAGUGGACAACUACGUCUUUCCGGGUCUUGAUCGUCUUCGGGAAGACAGUUUGGAGGCUCGUUUCAACGCUUUCAAAAUUCCGGAAUCGAAUUUCCUGGUCUUCGAAGCCACCGUUCGCACCUGCAGAGACGGAUGUCAGCCGGCUUACUGUUCGGGAGGCGCUGGUCGCAGCGAGCCAUCCUUCGGUAGGAGGAGAAGAGACCUCGCAGGAGUGACUUUGAUCGACGAGGACGAGGAGGACCAGGUCAACGCCACAACAACGGCCGCCUCCACCGCAUCCAAUAUCCAAAACAACACGCGGAGUGACGACGAGGACGAGAAUGAAGAGGAACACGUGAGGGAGAUGAUCGAGGUAUUCGACUCCCGCUACGAUAUGGUCGAGGACAACGUGGUCGAGAAGCAUACCAAGGUCUUCGAAUCCGUUUGCAUCACACCCAGCGAGUAUUACGGACUUGUUGUGGCUGUUGUUGGGCUGGUUGUUCUUCUCGUAUCCGUCGUUCUGCUCUCAAUGCUGGUUUACAGGAAAUACGCCUAUUCGAUAAUCGUGAAGAACAGGAACGCUGACAAGUCUUCGCACCGCAGCAGCAAUCCCGAAGACGCGUACAGCACACGAGCGCAGAAUAAUUUUUCAUUUUUGAGAUCAGGACUGCAGAAGCCUUUUCAGUCGACAUCAAUUUCCAGAUCGUUGAGUAACGUCAUCAAUCAACGAUUGACAAGUUCCGGUGGCCUGGAAGGUGCCGUAGGAUUAGCGGGCACAAGACGGGCAGGAUUUGAUCCUAGCGAACCGAUUUACACCGAUCCUUCGCUCUUUGAAAGCUCUCACUGUUCGGGGAACGAGCCAAAAUCGGCACGAAAUGAAAAUUUUCAUCUGAUGUAAAGGCGGGGUCGAAAAAGAAUGACAAAUUUUUUAAAUCUGUAAAUCAAACAGAAAUUAC